UUAGAAUAUAUAUUUCUUAAAUCUUGUCCAGAAAACAUACCAAAAUUUUUGAAUUGUAAGAUGGACACACCUAAGAAAACUAAGAAUUUCAGAAAAAUAAUAGAAGCCCUAGCCAAGGGAGACAUAUCAACUGUUCUUGAGUACUCAUCACCGGAAAUGGAUGAAACCUUGCCUGAUACGGCAUUCGUUGUGAAUUUAAAAGAUUAUGAAUCUGAUUUUGUGCUUGAUUCAAGGUCAUUUUGCUAUGGCCCACCUGCCUCAAAGGCGGUAGGUAAGCCGAAAUCAGUAACAAAUUCGAUACCGGCGGAAGGAACUCAACAGUCGCGUGACGUUUUAGAUGAUGAUUUGAAUUUAGAUCUUUUAUUUCACACUGAUCAAGAAGUCCAACCAGUUGCAGGAAAGAACCAGGGAGGAUGUGCACAGAAGAGUUUACCAAAAACAAAGAGGAGGUCAUCCGGUCUGUGUUUAAAAGGGUCAGUUGCGGAGUGUUUCGAGGAGACGACAAUUGGUAACAUUUUAUGGGAGUAGUUCAGUUAAGGAUCUACAGCUGAAGUUUGAAGAUUCUUAUUUCAUUUAAACUUCAAAAAAACUAUUGAAAAACGUUUUUAAGUGGGAACAUAUUUUCGAAAUAUGGAUAAAAAAAAAUAGAAGUCUUAUAAAAUUAAACUUGAUAACAAUCACAGUAUCUUCGCCUACCGGAGUUAAAGCAUUUGAGGUUUCUUUUUUAUUGAUGUACACUAAAAACGCAAAGGAGUGAAGCUAUUUUAGAAAUUAGAAACUUUUAGAAAUCUUUUGUCGCUGUUGGUGUACUCAAAACUCUUAAUUAUUAUUAAAAAUUAAAAGUUCUUAUUUACAAUUUAAAAAGAUUUCA
Molecule: messenger RNA, 871 nt
Organism: Teleopsis dalmanni
Lineage: Eukaryota; Metazoa; Arthropoda; Insecta; Diptera; Diopsidae
Exons: 2
Coding region: 61-528 (155 amino acids)
Source: RefSeq, a predicted model, not a curated record